GAGGAGGGUCUCUAGUCGCGUGCCGCUCGGACGGGCAGGUGGCCCUCAUCCCCGAGGCAGCAGGCGGCUCCGCCAUGUCCUUACCUACCGGCCUCUCUCGCCUCUCCGCCGUCGCGCACUCCGCCACCGCUCUCGCACUCGCAGCGCCCGACCAGCUCCUGGUGGUCGGCAUCGCCGCCGCUUCGUCGCCUGCCACUGUGCGCGAAUGCCCGCUACCGCCGGACAGUGCCAUCGGCGCCCUCGCCUUCGACGCCGUCCUGCCCGGCCUGCUCUUUGCCGCGACGAGGGAGGGGACUGUGCACGCCUUCAACACGCGCGGCCGCGUCGCCGACGCCUCCUCCGCCUCGCGGCCACGCAAGGCCAGCUGUGUGUUCCUCGAGUCGCUGCCCCGCGCGAUGGCGACGGGGGCGGGGGCAGGGGCGGGGGCAGGGGCAGGGGCGGGGGUAGGGGCGGGGGCAGGGGCGGGGGUAGGGGCGGGGGUAGGGGCGGGGGCGGGAGGGGUCGGUUUGGCCGCCGUGAGGGGGCACCUGCUGCUCGCGGCGGCGCGGCGGCUUGUCGUCUACAACGUGAGCGGCAUGUACGGCGGCGCGCCCGCCUCGCUCUCCCAAGUCGCGCACUCCCAGCCGCUCGCCGGUGCUUUGCACGACGGGGACGGCGGCCACGAUGAUCCACCUUGGACCCAGAACACGCAUGUGGAGGCGGCUGGUUCUCUCGUCGCGAUCGUUCGCGCGGGGCGCGCGCGCGCGCCGCCCAAUUUCGCAAUUCUCGCAGUGGGACGGCAUGCACACGUCCGCGACACGUCCACGACAUGUCCGAGACAUGCCCCCCUCAGGCGCGUCGUCCUCUGUUCGUGUAUGGGCACUGUCCACGACACGUCCACGACACGUCCGAGACACACGCCCCCCUCAGGCGCGUCGCCCACUUUCGCAGCGGGCUCGGCUACUCCCCGCCCGCCCAGCCGUGGUGGCCGCACGCCCUCGUCGCGGCGGGUGUCGUCCUCGCCUCCGUCUACUUCCAGUGCCGCCGCAAGCCCGAGCGGCGCAGCGGCGGCGCGGGCGGUGCGUCGCAGCGCGGCAGCCCGGGGCGGCGAGGCAGCCCAAGCCGCCGCACCAGCUACGGUGGCUACGGCGGCGCGGGGCACGGCGGCGCGGCGGCGCCACGGCAGCAGCUCUACGAUCAGAUGCAGGCGCGGUACUCGGGGCACGGCCAGUACAGCGCGGCAGCGGACUACGCCGCCGGGGAGGAUUAUUUCGACGACUGACCGGCGGCGGGCGGGCGCAUCUUGCGAGAAUCGGUGAGAUCACCGCUCGACAGCAGGUGCGCGAAAUUAAACGCCAAUUUUCGUUCCGCGGUUUUGCCACUAGCAUUGAAAUCCGGUACAAAACG
This is a messenger RNA of Emiliania huxleyi CCMP1516, 1386 nucleotides long. RefSeq lists its product as hypothetical. The record is from RefSeq and is a predicted model, not a curated record. The transcript is spliced from 11 exons. NCBI's taxonomy places the organism in Eukaryota, Haptophyta, Isochrysidales, Noelaerhabdaceae. Bases 75 to 1298 code for a protein of 407 amino acids.